AUGUAUGCUUCUACUUCCUUUACUUCACAGAUCGUCCAUGACCUUCUUGUGGACUCACACUCAAGAAGGUUACUACUUCCAAACUCACUUCACCAAUCAGCCAACGCCCCAGCAGCUUCCACAAACAGCCACAAUUCAACGAGUUUUUACCUCGGAGAUCGUGAAUUCGAUGCAAACGUUGUCAUGAUACUCUCAGUCCUAUUAUGUGCUGUUAUUUGCUCACUUGGGUUGAACUCGAUCAUAAGGUGUGCCUUAAGGUGUUCAAAUAUAGUCAUCAAUGACGACUCUUCAAGUGCUAGCAAUAAUAACCCUUCACCAAGAUUGGCCAACACAGGAAUCAAGAAGAAAGCUCUCAAGUCUUUCCCUACCGUAAGUUACUCAUCGGAGUUAAAGCUUCCAGGUUUGGACACAGAGUGUGUGAUAUGCCUCUCAGAGUUCACCAGUGGUGAACGUGUUCGCAUAUUGCCAAAGUGCAACCAUGGUUUCCACGUCCGUUGCAUUGACAAAUGGCUAAGUUCACACUCAUCUUGCCCUAAGUGUAGACAGUGUCUCAUUGAGACUCGAAAGAUUGUUGGAUCUAAACCACGUGUGUUGCCAGUGCAAGAAACCAUUAUAAGGAUCGAACCACUAGAACCAGAAGGUUUGGAGCGUAACUAUAGGGAAGUAUAA
Molecule: messenger RNA, 669 nt
Organism: Gastrolobium bilobum
Lineage: Eukaryota; Viridiplantae; Streptophyta; Magnoliopsida; Fabales; Fabaceae
Product: RING-H2 finger protein ATL78-like
Exons: 1
Coding region: 1-669 (222 amino acids)
Biological process (GO): protein ubiquitination
Molecular function (GO): transferase activity
Source: RefSeq, a predicted model, not a curated record